Vigna umbellata (rice bean) is the source of this 1728-nucleotide messenger RNA. NCBI's taxonomy places the organism in Eukaryota, Viridiplantae, Streptophyta, Magnoliopsida, Fabales, Fabaceae. The record is from RefSeq and is a predicted model, not a curated record.
AUGUCUUCGUAUGCAAAGUUUUUGAAGGAGCUCCUCACGAAGAAAAGAAAAUACAUUGAAAAGGAGACCAUUGAAGUGCAAGGAGAGUUGGAAGUUGGAAGAGCAUUGAUUGAUUUGGGAGCUAGCAUUAAUUUAAUGUCGCUCUCUAUGUUCAAAAGAAUUGAAGACAGGUCUCUUAAAUACCCGUAUGGGGUGGUUGAAGAUGUGUUGGUGAAGGUGGACAAAUUUGUAUUUCUAGUGGAUCUUGUCAUAAUGGAGAUGGAGGAGAAUGAAGAUGUGCCUCUUAUUCUGGGGAGACCAUUUAUGAAGACUGGUAGAGUCUUAAUUGAUGUGGAGAAUUACAAUCUUAAAGUAAGAGUGCAAGAUAAAGAAGUGAAUUUUGACGUAUUCAAAGCUAUGACACAUCCUAAGGAUGAUAAAGCAUGUUUCCAAUUUGAUAUGCUUGAUGAAGUUUGUAUGGUGCAAGAGAAGAUGGUGCGUUAUUCUUCUUCAUUAGAAAAAACUCUCGUUGAUGCAUGUGAAGAUUUGAAUGAAGAGGAAGAGAAAUUAAUUGAUGAAUGUAUGACAUAUUUGCAAUUGUUAAAGGAAAUCCCAGUGGAGGAGGCUACUUUUGAGAAGAUUGAUACCAAAGAAGAAGUUAAAGAAAAGAAUUUGGAAUUAAAGAUGUUACCAUCACAUUUGAAGUAUGCUUUCUUAGAAGAGGAUGGAGCGAAACCAGUCAUCGUUAGUAAUUCUUUGCUUCCUGAAGAAGAAGAAAAGUUGGUAGAAAUAUUGAAAGCCAACAAAGAAGUUAUUAGAUGGUCAAUCUUAGAUCUUAAAGGUAUAAGUCCAACUUACUGCAUGCAUAAAAUAUUUAUGGAGGAGGACUAUAGACCAGUUGCUCAACCACAGAGAUGGUUAAAUCCUGUGAUGAAGGAGGUGGUUAGAAAAGAAGUAUUGAAGCUUCUGGAAGCUGGAAUUAUAUAUCCAAUCUCUGACAGUGAAUGGAUGAGUCCAGUACAGGUAGUGCCAAAGAAAGGUGGGAUGACAGUAAUUUAUAAUGAUAAGAAUGAGCUCAUUCCUACUAGGACAGUUACUGGGUGGCGAAUGUGCAUUGCCACUAGGAAGGAUCAUUUUCCCCUUCCUUUUAUGGAUCAAAUGCUGGAAAGAUUGGCAGGUCAUGCUUUUUAUUGCUUUCUAGAUGGAUAUUUUGGAUACAAUCAAAUUGUGGCAAUUUUCAUGGAUAUCAUAGAAAAAUGUAUUGAAGUCUUCAUGGAUGAUUUUUCGGUGUUUGGAGAUUCUUUCCAAAGAAGAUUUAUUAAAGACUUCUCGAAGAUUGCUAAACCAUUGAGUAAUUUGCUUGUUAAAGACGUAUCCUUUGUGAUGAAUGAAGAAUGUUUAAAAGCUUUUGACGCCUUGAAAAGUAAAUUGGUUUCGGCCCUAGUGGUUGUAGCUCUAGAUUGGAAUCGAAAUUUUGAACUAAUGUGUGAUGCCAGUGAUUAUACAAUAGGUGUUGUGCUUGGUCAGAGAAAAAAGAAGGUAUUUCACAUUAUCUAUUAUGCUAGCAAAGUUUUGAAUGAUGCCCAGUUAAAUUAUGCCACUACUGAGAAGGAAUUUCUAGUUAUAGUUUAUGCCUUGGAGAAAUUUAGGCCUUACCUUAUUGGGUCUAAGGUGAUCAUUUACACGGAUCACGCGGCUAUAAAGUAUUUGUUAACAAAGCCGGAUUCUAAGCCACGUUUGAUUAGAUGA